CCCUUUUCUACUUGAUUCGUCUCUCACCUCACACUAGCAGACAUAGCAAGACAUAGUAUCUUCUGCUUCCCCUUACAUCUACCUGUGACAAACCCUUUUUGGAAGAGAUCUCACAAACUACCCGGCGGCAAGACAUCCAAUAUGGCCGCCCCUAUGCAGGUGGACGAGGUAGUCCCUGGUAACACCAGUGAGCAGGGUCUUUACUCUCGUCAGCUAUAUGUCUUGGGUCAUGAAGCCAUGCAAAAGAUGGCACAUUCCAACGUCCUCAUUGUAGGUAUGAAAGGACUAGGCGUGGAAAUUGCGAAGAACGUUGCUUUAGCUGGAGUCAAGAGCGUCACCAUAUACGACCCUAACCCUGUUGAAAUCGCCGAUCUUGGUACACAGUUUUUUCUCCGAGAAGAAGAUGUUGGAAAGUCCCGAGCGGAAGUCACAGCACCAAGAUUGGCGGAAUUGAACAGCUAUGUGCCCAUCAAGGUUCUGCCAGGAAGCGGGGAGAUCAACCCCGAGAUGGUAGCCCCUUUCCAGGUUGUCGUCUUGACAAAUACACUCAUCCCGAAGCAAGUUGAGAUUGACGAAUUUUGCAGAAGCCACGGAAUAUAUUUCAUCGCUGCUGAUGUACGAGGUCUCUUCGGAUCGGUAUUCAACGACUUUGGCAAUGACUUCACUUGUGCAGAUCCCACAGGCGAGAAUCCCCAGACAGGCAUGGUGGCCGAGAUUGAGGAGAGUGAAGAAGCGGUAGUGACCUGUUUGGAAGAAACCCGACAUGGAUUGGAGGAUGGAGACUUUGUGACCUUUUCAGAGGUCAAAGGAAUGGAGGCUCUCAAUGGUUGUGAACCACGGAAAGUCACUGUGAAGGGUCCAUAUACCUUCACCAUUGGCAAUACCGUCGGGUCGGGGUCGUACAAAUCUGGUGGUAUCUUCACACAAGUCAAGAUGCCCAAAAUCCUUCAUUUCAAAUCACUCAAAGAAUCCCUUGCCAAACCGGAACUCUUCAUCACUGACUUUGCCAAAUGGGAUCGUCCUACCACCCUUCAUGCCGGUUUCCAAGCCCUCUCCGUCUUUUAUGAAAGAGCCGGCCAUCUACCUAGACCACGCAAUGCAGGUGAAGCAGUCACGAUCGUGUCCCUCGCGAAGGAAAUUCAUUCCGCUGCCAACGGUGAGGGUGAAGUCGACGAAAAAAUCUUAGAAGCCCUCUCGUUCCAAGCCACGGGCGAGCUGUCUCCCAUGGUAGCUGUUAUCGGCGGUUUCGUGGCUCAAGAAGUUCUCAAAGCUUGCUCAGCAAAAUUCCAUCCUAUGCAACAAACCAUGUACUUUGACUCACUCGAAUCCAUGCCCGCCACCCAACCCACUGAGGCGGACUGCCAACCUCUUGGAUCGAGAUAUGACGGUCAAAUAGCUGUUUUCGGGAAAACCUUCCAGAAUGUCAUCGCAAACCAAAGACAGUUUUUAGUCGGUGCUGGAGCUAUCGGUUGUGAGAUGCUCAAGAACUGGAGCAUGAUGGGUUUGGCGACUGGUGAAAAGGGUGUGAUACAUGUCACUGAUCUGGAUACGAUUGAGAAGAGCAAUUUGAAUCGACAGUUUUUAUUCCGUGCUAAGGAUCUGGGCAAGUUUAAAGCGGACAGUGCGGCAUCUGCGGUGGUUGUUAUGAACCCUGAGUUGAAUGGACAUAUCAAGAGUUAUCAGGAUCGUGUGGGACCAGAGACUGAGAAUGUCUAUGGUGACGACUUUUUUGCCUCAAUCGACGGUGUUACCAACGCUCUCGAUAACGUCAUGGCACGACAAUACGUGGACAGACGCUGUGUCUUCUACCAAAAGCCCCUUCUUGAAUCCGGCACCCUAGGAACGAAAGCAAACACCCAAGUUGUCGUUCCCUUCCUCACUGAGUCCUACUCAUCUUCUCAGGAUCCUCCCGAAAAGUCUAUCCCCACCUGCACAGUCAAAAACUUCCCGAACGCCAUCGAACAUACUAUUCAGUGGGCACGGGAAGCUUUCGAUGCCCUGUUUGUCAAUCCUCCUACCACGGUCAAUCUUUAUCUCAGCCAGCCAAAUUAUGUUGAAACGACUCUGAAGAGCUCGGGUCAGCAUUACGACCAAUUGAAGAUGAUUGAACGGUUUUUAUUGAAGGAAAGACCGAGAAGCUUUGAGGAAUGUAUCGUGUGGGCGAGGUUGCAGUAUGAGACCGAUUAUGCGAAUGAGAUCAAGCAGUUGCUUUACAACCUGCCCAAGGAUCAGGUCAAUUCCAACGGCUUACCCUUCUGGUCCGGUCCUAAACGUGCUCCUGAUCCUCUCGAGUUUAACAUUGACAGCCCCCUGGAUAUGGGAUACAUUGUUUCUGCGGCCAACCUCCAUGCAUUCAAUUAUGGUCUGAAGGGGGAGAAAGACCCAGCUUUGUUCAGAAAGGUAUUGGAGAGUAUGAAACUUCCAGAAUUUGUACCGAAGAGUGGGGUCAAGAUACAAAUCAACGAGAAUGAUCCAGUGGCCAACAACGAUGCGGACGAAGACGUAGAUACCAUCGUUGCAUCUCUUCCAUCUCCAUCUUCCCUUGCAGGCUUCCGUUUAGCUCCCGUAGACUUUGAGAAAGACGACGACUCAAACUACCAUAUCGAUUUCAUCACCGCCGCGUCGAAUCUUCGUGCCACCAACUACGGUAUCACUCCUGCAGACAGACACAAGACCAAGUUGAUAGCGGGGAAGAUUAUUCCUGCUAUUGCCACGACGACCAGUUUGGCGGUGGGUCUGGUAUGUCUGGAACUGUACAAGCUGCUGGACAAGAAAAAUAAGCUUGAAGACUACAAAAACGGCUUUGUCAACCUCGCACUUCCCUUCUUUGGUUUCUCCGAACCCAUAGCAGCUGCCAAGCAGAAGUAUGGAGAGACGGACUGGACUCUUUGGGACCGAUUUGAUAUCACUGGUAAUCCGACAUUACAAGAGUUCCUCGAUUGGUUCAAGGAGAAUCAUCAUCUGGAGGUACAGAUGGUGUCGCAAGGAGUGUCGAUGCUGUGGUCAUCUUUCGUCCCUCCUAAAAAAGCGGCGGAACGUAUGAACAUGCGCAUGUCAGAAUUGGUCGAACACGUGAGCAAGAAACCCAUUCCUCCAUGGACCAAAAACUUGUUGGUGGAAGUCAUGGUGAAUGAUGAGAAUGAUGAAGAUGUUGAAGUGCCUUAUUGCUUGGUACAUAUCUAGGAGAAUUGUGAGAAAACAGAAGUAAGCAUGUGAAUAGAAGUCAAAUAUGAAUGCCUUGUCUUUUUCA
This is a messenger RNA of Tremella mesenterica DSM 1558, 3250 nucleotides long. RefSeq lists its product as uncharacterized. The transcript is spliced from 17 exons. Bases 142 to 3183 code for a protein of 1013 amino acids. Lineage: Eukaryota; Fungi; Basidiomycota; Tremellomycetes; Tremellales; Tremellaceae. Gene Ontology annotation, biological process: DNA damage response; ubiquitin-dependent protein catabolic process; protein ubiquitination. Gene Ontology annotation, molecular function: ubiquitin activating enzyme activity. Gene Ontology annotation, cellular component: cytoplasm; nucleus. The record is from RefSeq and is a predicted model, not a curated record.